UUUUUUUUUUUUUUUUUACCAAAAAAAAAUUUUAUAAUUUACUUUGGCACAUAUUUGCAAAGCAUAAAGUUGAAUGGUGCAAACCAUUCGGCAACACCGCUACCGCUAGGCGAUGACAAACCGCAGCAGCAGUGGCAACGAAAUGGCCGCACGAUUCAUUUUUGUACAGUAGACAACGCUUCGGCCAAGUUCGGAAUUGCCGUCACCUUGUGAUUGUGUUAGCUACCCACUGACACUACUUUGUUGUUUCAUCUCGUAUGUUCUCAUACGUUUUCUUCGUCCACCUUUACCCGUACUCGCUAAACUCAACGUACUGUUUGCUUUGCCACUCGUUUGUUUUAUAUCAACGAAAUUAAACUCGUUUCGUUUCACGAGCGCAGCGCCACCACUGCCACUCACAAAAAUCAAGCACGUACGCGUUAUGAUCGAGACGCGCGUUUGCAAGCCGUCAAAUAUACAAUUUUCGAACUAAAGCGCACAUAUAACGAUUUCACUUGUCGAAUUGGUUUGACAAUGCUGGACACUCAAGUGAGAAAGAGAUAACUAACUAUUAUUGCUGACAUUAACCUACGUGUGUGUACUAAAAACGAAAACGAAACAAAAUGGCUGUCACAGCACAAGAUUUGGAAAUGAAAUCAAUUUCGUUGUGUAGGCAUUCCAACUAAGAUAAAUUGCCAUUAUUAUUUAGUAAAUGCACUUUUCAAUAUAUAUAUAUAUAUAUAUAUAUAUUAUCGAGUUCUAAUAACUUCGACAGGCUUGUAGCGAAAAUAUCAUAACGUUCGAAUUUGCAAUAAACACGCAGUGCACUUCAUGACAACGAAUUUAUUUCAUCAGCGAAUUUAUUUCAUCACAGCGAACAAGAGGAAUACCAAUUGCAGGGUGACCCAAAAUACAAACAAUUGUGCAAAUAUUUGAAAAUGGGUGCAAGACGUGAUGUUGCGACACUACUUCAGCGUGUGCGGGCUUUCCUGUUGGGACGUGAGCACACUCUUGCACUACGUUUCGAGGAAGGUUUAGCCGAUCGCACGCAACCACCCCCAGACUUGCCUGGUGGUCCAGCACAUUUAAUAGCUGCCAAUCUCUACUGUAAACGUGAUCCUCGCCGAGAAGUGCAACCGCCAAUUGAUCUUGUAAAGCAACAGUUGCUAGCUGACAAGGAAAGCGCUAAAACUGAAAAGUUACCAACACCUGGACCAGUUUAUCUUUGGGAUUAAAUUUUUUGAAAACAAACGAACUUCGAAAAUUUCGUGAUUUUUGUUUUGGAAAUAGACAUACAUAUAAAAUAUUGACUUUAUUGGCUUUGUGUUUAAAGGGCUAAAUUACGCUUACGAAAACCCAUUUGCCAACCCGUUUUUGAAAUUAAUACAACUCGCAAAGCCGGUACAACGUCAUCGCCUAAUGGUAGCAGCUCUAAUUGUUGUAUAAUGCGAACAAUAAUCGCUUUCAUUUCAAGCAUUGCAAAACGUUGUCCAAUACAAUUGCGCGGCCCAGCACUAAACGGCACAAAAGCAAAGGGAUUUUCAUUCACGUCACGUUCUGGCAAAAACCGGUCUGGCUGCGGAAAGUAGGCGGCAUCGUUUUGCAUUUCAUAAAUUGCCAAGAUAACGCUAGAACCUUUAGGUAUGCAACUGCCAUCUGAAAUACAAAUAUGUAGUAACUACAAUACACAAGUUUCCAAAA
This is a messenger RNA of Bactrocera oleae (olive fruit fly), 1680 nucleotides long. The record is from RefSeq and is a predicted model, not a curated record. Lineage: Eukaryota; Metazoa; Arthropoda; Insecta; Diptera; Tephritidae.